Messenger RNA from Paramecium sonneborni, 527 nucleotides. Lineage: Eukaryota; Ciliophora; Oligohymenophorea; Peniculida; Parameciidae. The record is from the annotation of a GenBank genome assembly.
AGAAAAUAAUGGAUAAAUUUGGUACUUCCUUUUAAUCUGUUGAAGGACCAACAGAUGGACCUAAUCUAAAAAAUGCUAGAUUAAUUGGUGUGUAUAUAGGAGCUUAAUGGAGUUAACCAUGUUAAAGAUUUACACCAUCAUUGAGUAAACAAUAAAAAUAUUGGUUAGUUGAAUUUUACACAAAAAUAAAUGAAGAGAUUUAAUAAUUCGAAAUAAUUUAUAUUGGUAUGGAUGAGAAUGAAGAAAAGUAUAAGGAAAUAGUGAGUGAUAUGCCAUGGUUAUUUUAUGAUUUUAAAGAGUUUGUAAAAUAUUAAGUUUACAAUGAAUAUAAAAAGCAUAUAUAAGGUAAGUAUAAAUAAAUAUAUAUAUAUAAUUAUAGGUAUUCCUUGUUUACUUAUUUUGAACCCAAAUAAUGGCUUAGUGAUUACAAAUUAAGGAAGAGGAACAAUAGAGAAAGAAGGAUAAGGAGCUUUUGAGAAAUGGUUAACUCAGAUGAGUUUCAAAUGAUAUAUAUAUAAAAAUAAUAU